Molecule: messenger RNA, 6246 nt
Organism: Octopus bimaculoides (California two-spot octopus)
Lineage: Eukaryota; Metazoa; Mollusca; Cephalopoda; Octopoda; Octopodidae
Product: xylosyltransferase 1
Biological process (GO): chondroitin sulfate proteoglycan biosynthetic process; heparan sulfate proteoglycan biosynthetic process
Cellular component (GO): membrane
Molecular function (GO): protein xylosyltransferase activity
Source: RefSeq, a predicted model, not a curated record
ACAUCCACCGCGUCAUAAGUUAUGCUUGUUAUUAUAUUAGCAGUGAGUUUUUAACAGAAUCGUUUUGCCUGCCUUAUGCUACUGCCACCAUCGCCUCCUUCGUCACAUAAACCACUCGUCGCUCACUCUCUCUCUCUCUGUAUAUAAGCGUAUAUCUUUCUUUCUCCGUCUCUGUAUAUACAGCUUUCUUUCUUUCUCCCUCCCUCUCUCUCUCUCUAUACACAUACAUAUAUAUAUAUAUAUUAUCUUUUUCUUUCUCCAUUUCUCACCCUCAGUCUAAUUCCCUUUCUCUCUAUCUCGCACUUGUUUAGUGCUGCCAACUUGUCACUCUUCUGUUUUCGGAGGCGAACAAAGCCAGGCGGUGUACACAGCAUGGCAGCCUCCCGGAUUGCUUCGAAUUCAAGACUGUGUUUCAAAUAUAAGUUCUUCUUUUACAUCGUAAUUUUAAUUUUAGGAGUCCAAUUACUCCUCGUUUACAAUUUUUAUAGCAUGAACCAAAAAGAACUGGAUAAACUACAACAAUGGCGAUCGGAUGUAAAAGGUUUGCCGAGAUUGUCGGCUGGGUCACCAAUUGAAACUGACGGGAGGCCAAAUGUACUUACACGCAAUGUCUUGGAGAACGAGAAAGGUCCUCCUAACGGUAAAAUAGUUGCCCAACCAAAGCCUGUGAUAGACCCGCCAGCUAACUUCACGCCAAAAUGUGAAAUCAAAACCAAAGACACUUGGUCAGCUCUGAAUCGAGCCAAGACCAUUCUAUGUAAACAGGAAAUAUCAAAUGUCGCUUGCCUUGACAAGGAAGGAAAGCUUUACCCAAAGAGUCUUCCACGAUACUGUCCUUACAAAGGUAAUGACACAGGAAUGUACUUUGGAUGUUUCCGGGACUCCCGUGCCAAAAGGGAGCUGGGAGGGCAUCAUAAGGAUUUCCCAGAAACCAACUCACCCUCUGUGUGCAUUGCUCACUGCUUACAAGCUGGUUUUCAAUAUGCUGGAGUACAGUAUACGAAAGAAUGCUGGUGUGGGGACGAAUAUGGCAAAUAUGGUCUCUUAGCAGAUAUUCAUUGUUCAAAUCACUGUCCACAAAACAGCACGGAAACAUGUGGGGGUUUCCUUGCCAUGAGGGUGUUUAGCACCGGACUUGGAGAGAAGAAGAAGAUCCAAGCAACGUUAGUGAAAGCCAAUGAGAUUUUGUCCGAGGAGCGAGUCAGAAUUGCCUUUGUAUUUACCUUGAAUGGACGUGCCAUACGCCAAGUCUACCGUCUGCUUAAGACCCUCUACCAUAUCAACCACUACUACUUCUUCCAUGUGGACGCUCGUCAAGAUUUUCUGCAGAGAGAGAUGUUGCAGUUGGCCAAACGGUUCCCGAAUAUGUAUGUUACCCACAACCGGUUACCCACGAUCUGGGGUGGUGCUAGUUUAUUACAGGCCCACCUGAACAUAAUGACGGAGUUACUUGCAAAGACCAACUGGAAGUGGGACUAUUACGUGAACCUCAGUGAAUCAGAUUACCCUAUCAAGAAACUGGAAGAACUUGUGGCCUUUUUAACCAAAUACAAAACAUACAAUUUUCUAAAGACACAUGGCAGAGAUACACCAAGGUUUAUUCAAAAACAAGGUUUGGACCAGACGUUCUUCGAAUGCGAGAAUCACUUGUGGCGUGUUGGGCCACGGAACAUUCCAGAAGGUAUCCGGGUUGACGGAGGAAGCGACUGGAUCGGCAUUCAUCGGAACUUCUGCGAAUAUAUCAUUAAAUCUGAAGACGAACUUGUCCUGGGAUUGAAACGGGUCUAUGAAUUUACGCUUCUACCUGCCGAGUCAUUUUUCCACACAGUAUUACAGAACAGUAAGUUCUGUGGAAUGUUUGUUGACAACAACCUUAGAAUCACCAACUGGCGCCGGAAGCUUGGCUGUAAAUGUCAGUAUAAACACAUUGUGGAUUGGUGUGGCUGUUCACCAAAUGUCUUUAAAUCUGCUGAUCUACAUCGGCUGAUGAACAUGGAUGAAAAACCAAUUUUCUUUGCUCGGAAGUUUGAACCAGUGGUUAACCAGGACAUAAUCAACAGUGUGGACACGUAUCUAUUUGGAUACAGUAACCAAGCUUUCCCUGGUUUCAACAGCUACUGGCAGAAUGAGUACCAUCAUCUCGACAGAAAUACCAAAGUUGACGAUGCCUACCGCACAUUCUUUCACUCAUUCAUCCGUCUCUCCCUGCGGCACCUCACCGACUCAAACAGGCGUUGUCGGUUACGCUUCAUUGAACUGCUUGAAGUAAACAUGUUUUUUGAAACGGACCAUUUCCAUGGCCUGCUAGUGAAGUUCACUGCUGAGCAGAUGAGUUCAGGUAAAGUCUACACCCUGGAGACACAGCUGCAUCCAAAGACCUUCUACAUGAUGUACAACACAGGCAACUUGGUGGGCCGUCUGCAAGGUCUCGAGGUUGGCACUGAUUUUGACCCGAAAGAACUGAUUUUCAGGAAUUAUGGUCAGCUGAUGGGACCUUACAGCAACAUUGCCUUACGUCAUUCAUGGGGUAAUGGCAACGAGGUGGCUGUCUCAGUUGCCUGGAUUGACCCUAGUAAUACUGUUGCAGCAUCCUUUGAUAUGAAAAUCCCAUCUGGUGUACAUAUUGGCUCACACAAACCCCAAUUUAAAAAGCCUUUGCGCCCAGGUGUCUGGACUAUAAAAGUUUUCCAUGAAUGGGAGACAUUUGCUGAAGUGAAGUUUCUGAUUCUCCCAUUGAGUUUUUACCAAGAGAGACCCAUCCUUGCCCCCGAGAUCUAUGCAACUCACAACGGACCCAAAGGACAUUACCUCGAAAAAGACUUCGACUUCUCAGAGUUUCGGAAACCACUAAAAAUCGAAAACAUCACCGAAGCCGAAAACCAGGCGACCAUCAAUGGUCGCAAGGUCGGAAAAGAUCUUGAGAGGUGGAUCGACACAUUAACUGCAGAAUUUUGGCAGCUUCAGAACUUCUGUGCACACAAGGAGACAGUACCUUUAUGUGGGGUACUCGAGAAAUGUGAACACUCCACCUGGAGCUCCAUGUCAACAGAUACAAAGUCAACAAUUACACUGGUCGAUGAAAAUACAGGAUACCUUCGGUAGCUAUCAUUAUUGUGAGGAUAGUUCUGAGACAUGGUACCCCUCUCCUCGAUGAACAUGUGUCGGUCACUGUAUGGGACAAACUAAAAAUAGAACCAACAGUGGCAGCAGAGAAAAGGGGGAUAUCAUGUUCCCAGAAUUGGGAUCUAUAAUGAUUCAAUAUUUGAAUCUCAACUGUGCCAUCCUAGUUUUUUUUUUUUUUUUUUUUUUGUAAUUCAUUCUGUGUUUUUUUCUGUUUUUUUAAAAGGAAUGAUGCAAAUUACAACCAAAAGUGGACAAAUGCAAAUUUGAAAUUACUAAAAAAAAAUGCAAAUAUUAAUGAUGAAAAUGCUAAUUAUGAAAUCAUAUUUUGGAGUAUGGGGUGGGUGCAGAUUGAAAAAUACCAUUUCAUGUCAUUUUUUUUUUUUUAUUUUGUCAUCUACCAAAAUUACUUACAAAAAAAAAUUAUUGCAAACGAAAACUAAAUCACCUAAACUGUCAGUUUUACUGGAAAUACCCAAUGGCUAUUUGGUGGUAGUGUGUGUGUGUGUGUGUGCAUGUAUCUGCACAUGUGCCAGUGCAGUUUUGGUGCUCUACAUGCACACCUAAUAAAAGGGAUAGAUAUAACUGAUAUAUUUAUAUUACCAUAUAUGUAGCAUAUGUAUGUGUGUCUCAGUAUAUAUAUGUGUGUGUAUCUGUGGAUGUAUAUCAGAUAUGUGUGUGUAUAUAUGUAGAUAUAUACAUUUAUAUGUAUAUAUAUAUAUGUGUGUGUGUGUGUGUGUGUGUGUGUAUAAUUAAUAGAAGCACUAGACAGUAUUAGAAUGAGUAUAUAUGUAAUGGAUACUUAUGAGCACAGGCCUUUCAGAAAGCACACAUUGUGAAGGUAAAUACAUAUAUAUUUACGAAAAGCACAUGCUGGUAAGUUUAAUCCAAUCAUAUCAUGUAUAUAUAUAUUUUCUAUAUGUAUGUAUGUGUUUUAUAUCCUCAUUUUGUAUAUAUUUGUGUAUGUAUGUGUAAGGACAAACUAGAAAUGUCCAGUUACAUGAGCAUAACAUUACAUUAAACCUAGGGUUAGCAUUUGAUCCAAACAUCUUGCCAUACUUGUAGUUUUGAGUUCAAACCUACCUAAACAGUCAGUAUGUUAUGCCCACCAUCCAAUCAAGGCUCUUCAACUCUUCCCCUUGGUCUGUUCACCAGACAAGAGGUUGCUCCUCCCUGUGCCCAUUCAGUUGCAGAGUUUGUUGACAGGAGGAGCUGCUAUGUCCAUUUUGCUGCCCUUCUCUUUCCAUCACUGUGCUUGAACUCAGCUGGUCUCAGUCAGUGUUACUUCGCCAUUAAAAGGGUGACAUUAACUAAAGGUAGCUGACUAUAAAUAGAACAUGGCUCCGAAAUAAGGUACUUAAUGUGGCUCCUAUGAGGUUACUUACUUGCUCUGCUAGAAAGAGCAGCUAAAUGUCCAUUUUACAGCCAUGUCUUCAAAAAGCAUUGGAGCAGAGUUGACUCUGUAUAUUUGAAUAUAUAGUUAUACAUCCAUCCAUAUGUAUGCAUCUGUAUAUAUGUGUGUGUGUGUCUGUAUACAUGUAUGUAAAUGUGUGUGUGUAUAUAUAUAUAUAUAUCAUCAUUAUCAUCAUCGUUUAACGUCCGCUUUCCAUGCUAGCAUAUAUAUAUAUAUAUAUAUGUAUAUAUAUACAUGAAGGCAAGAUAGGGUGGUUCCUAAGUAUUACUGAAAAGAGCAAAAACCAAAAUAUCUAACUUGUUUAUGUAAAGAAAAUCUGGUCACAUGAUUUGUAAGAAAGAGCCAGUGUGCUUGACCCAUGGAUUGCUGAGCUUAUUCAGAAAUGGGACCACUGGAGUGAAAAGUUUAUCACUUUUGGAAUCCAAAUCAGUAAAUUCUGACACAUGAUUGGAGUUGAGUGGUUUUAGUUCCAUUCCUUACCAUACAUCCCAUCUCUGUGUAUGCAUCUUGCCCAUCUCUUUUUUUUUUCUGUGUGUGUGUGCGUGUGUGUGUGUGUGUGAACUUAUAUCUUGUUGUAUUGGGAAGGUUGUUAUACAGAUAAUAAUAAACACAUGCACAGGCUCAAUAUCACUUCUUCGCUGUUAGUCAAUUGGUGAGAUAUUAAUCAAUUAUUUGAUUAAUCCACUGGCUAACAAAGAAGUAAUAUUGAACCAGUGCAUGUGUUUGUAAUUAUUUGCAUAAUGACCCUCCCAAACAAGAUGUUUCAACACACAAAUUUAAAUCAAGAAUCUUGCAAACAAAAUACAAAAUCCAAGUGUGUGCAUAUGUGUAUAUAUAUGUACAUGUGUGUGUGUGUAUAUGUGUAUAUAUAUAUAUAUUCUUGCAUUCAUACAUACACACACAUAUAGCCACAUGUGUUUCACAUGUUCCUGUAAAGUAUUUAACCCAUUACUAUUGAUGUUAUUUAAUUGAUUACCCAAAAUAUGAUUUCAAUCAAUAUCAUUUUAAUCAAUCUUAGCCCAUUGAAAGAGAGAAGACAGAAAACGAAAAGAAAAAAAAACAGCGCUGUCCCAAAGCAAACAACCAAGAAAAAAAAAGAGCCCUCAAUAUCCUUAACGUUGCUAUCCCCACUUGAACAUAAGAGGCAAGUGGUACUCCAAGACCAAGUAAUAAGGACUUCUUCACUCAAUCUGCCGUUCUAAGUCAUUUGAGGGAAAGAAUUCACUCAAAUUUUGUUAUUUUUAUACCAACUUGUAUAUGCUUUUAUGAAUUUUUUUUUUCACAGUAUGUGUGUGUGUUGUGUAUAUCUCUGUGUGUGUAUGUGUGUGAUUCUUUUGUAUCCAUAUGUAUGAGUAUAUGUAUGUGAGAAUAUGUAUGUAUGUAUAUACACAUACAAAUGUAUAUAUACGUGUGUGUCUAUAUAUAUAUAUACAUAUAUACACACGUGUACAUGUUUAUAUAUAUGUAUAAAUAAUACAGAAUGGGACAAGGAUGCAAAACAUCCAGACAGUUAGGUGAUACAAGAACGGGACAAAAACAUACAGAUAGACGAUACAAAGAAAACACGGAAAUUGCAAGGAUAAUCUUGAUCUCGAUUGAAGAGAGAAAACUCCGAAUGACCUGUCCGUGUUUUUUUGUAUCGUCUAUCUGGAUGUUUUGUCCCUUUCUUGUAUCACCUAACUGUCUGGAUGUUUUGCGUUCUUGUCCCAUUC